AUUUUAUACAUGGCCUGCUUGAUGUUGAACCAUGCCACUGCGCGUCCGACAAUCGGAUCUUUGCCCGUGCUCUUCUUGUGGCACGACACAUGGUAGCAUGGGACGACCGCAGCAAGCCUACCGUUAACUACGGGUUUUUGGCUUCAGGUCGUGGCGCCGGCUGGCCCGAAAAGAAAACACCACAACAUAUUCAUAGAUACACAGCACGCCCCUCCCUAUUCCUGUUGAGGGUUUCUUGCCCUGACCUGGUACUGUCCUGUAUGCGGCGUUGGAGCAAUUGUGAUUGCCGUGGACCUAGGGGCUUAGGCGUGGACCAUAGACGGGGGGAAAUCAUCAUGCAUCGUCUCAAGUAAGGUCAACUCCGAGGGGGAUGCGCAAAAGCUCGGUAUCAUUGGAUAUGACCAUGGCGGACAGUACGUCCUUUCCCCAGACCAGUAGACACGCCCUUGUCGGGUCUAACCUCACGCCAUUCCGCCGGACGCUACACCCUUUAUAGCUCUCGUCCCAUGGCCCCACGUCUCGACGAACCACAAACCGUUUAAGUUGUCGACAUGGCUUCUGCGAUGACCCAUCCUAUCACUUCGCUUUUCAGUAUGGACGCAUACUGUACUGGAGCAGCAGAUUGAGGCGGGAACCGCAACACAUGAAUGCCACUAAUGCUGAUUAACAUUUGUCUAGUCGUGCUCUGGAAGCGCUUGAAUGUCCUCCCCGGCUGUAUGAGCGCAUAGUAACGAAAUAUGUUGAUAGUGUCGAUUUCUCCUUGAGACCGGCCUUUCAAGAACAAGUCAUCUCUGGCUGGUUCCCGUAUUCCAUCGUCGGUUUAGAAUCAUGUACGUUGUUUUGCCUGCCCGUACCCAAGUCAUGUCUCCUUGUCGCUUGUAAAAGGUGUCUGCAGUCGUCCUGCAGAGCUCACAGGGGCUCCCUGUCUGUCAUCACUACGGGUGUGGUCCCCACCACAUCGCAUCGUUUUGUUCGGCGGGGGCAUCAGUCAAUGCCAUGCAAAAUGGCAUUGCGACGCCAACGGCCAUUCCCAUCGAGUUUAGUUGUCCCUAAGACGUCAGCGCCCGAGUCUCUAAGUCGUACUCCGUCGAGCAAACACUACGCGCCUUUGAUCAUGCCAGCUCAUUCCCACUUAGAGCUCCGCUCUGCCCUGGGUAUCCUUGACAUGUUGGCCAUCCGCACUUCAGCGGUAGUACAAGCAAAUCGUUCGACCCUUUCCCCAGCCUAGUCCACUCCCCGUGCUAAUAAUCGCAUUCACGUCACUUCCUCUCAUUGCCUGGCAGCUCAUAUAAGAGUCUAUGCCUCUUCCUCGCAUUUCAUUCUCCGUCUGCCCAUUGAUUCAUAUCUCACCUUGUCCAAUCCGUUCCUCACUACGCCAUACAACUCUCUUCUAUCUUGGACAUCAACAGCACAAUGAGUGGAGCUGGUGGUUUUUAUAAGUACAGAUGCAAGUACUUCUAUACACAUAACUGCCCCAACUGGGUCUGGGUGAAUAAUGCGCCUUGCGCAUCAUGCCUUGCUGAUGGGCGCGAUAACGAAGAACCUUCAUUACCAUCAUGGGGACUGUCUCGAGAUAUUGUUGUCCCACAAGUUCUCGACGGUAUUCUUCAAUAUACUCUAAUGGAGCUCGUAGCUCCCUCAGAACCUGGCGACGACUGGACUCUUCGGGAUAAGGCCAGUCGGCCACCACCAUCAAUUCCCGUAACAAGCGCUAUGCCAGGUAUACCGAGCAUCAUGGCACAUCAUCGAUUUUGAGAAGAGUAGUGUCCUCGAGGGGCACAGGAGCGUCACCCUCUGAGAGGGUUUCUUCAAUUGCGACAUGAGGACGGCAGAGCUGGAAACAAUUAUCGACGGGCAAAGACUGGACUGGACUAUUGAGUGCCGACGGCAACGGGGAGAUAGGAUGGCAUGCCUCUCUCUUGACCGCCGACCAUUUGCAACGCGCCAUUGGGCGUAUGCAGUGUACGAUUUUUGACUGACUGCGACGCUCGGCAUUGGAUGGAGCGGGAGAUUGGUGGCUGGAGCAAGACCGCAAGCAAACAAAACCCCCGCGAGAUACCCAUGCGCUGUUGAACCUUUCUGGAGACGGGGGACUCCAAUCUGCAAUUGUUUUUAUUUUUGGGCUUCUUUUUUUAUUCGGACAUCAUCAUGUAACAGGCGCGAAUGAGUUUCACUGGGUGGCAACAAUUGUUAUCUUUUUGGCCUUUCUGGAGCCGGGAAAUUGAUUUCUGACCUCUUCCUUCGCGGAAAAGACGAGGCAGUUUUUGAUCUCAUUUCGUUUCGAUUAAUCAUCUGCUAAAAACGCACACGACAUGUGAUGUGAUGCUCAGGGAGCAUUAGUUGUGGUCGACCUGCUGCUGAGCGGGUCAGUAAUGAGUUCUAGGCACACGAGAUCAUGUCAAGGAAUCAGAUCAAGGCGCGGAAGCCAGGGCUAGGUCGUGAGAUGUGGCGUGCCUCGGAAAGAGAGCUCGUCUGAUGAUCCUUGUCUGGCUGCAGGACUUAUCAGUCAGUCGUUGUUUGUUUCGGGAUGAGGUACCCCACCGAUAGAGAUUGUCCAACAAGGCGCGCGAGUCUAAGCUCUAAUAUCAAACCAACUUAAAUAGCGAUGACCAACACGGGAGCCGCAAUUGAUUGUGGGCCGAAGAGGGCCAAGAACGAUGUUGGUUGUUGAAGAAGAGGCUUGGAGCCGCAGCUGAACGAGGCGUUUCUGCUAGACCAGUGGUAGCACUUGACUUCGCGAAAAGCCAUGGAUAGCGUUUUUGCUCUUCAAACGGUAAACUUUUCUCAAAAGGGACCAAGUGCAACGGUUUCCACCAGUCUCCACGUGCCUGCAGUGAGGGUGGUGCCAAUAGCUGGUUGGGGGUCCAUCAAGGCUGAGCUACCAGUUGUACCUGCAAUUAGCAGAGGAUUGGUUGAGCUUCGGUGAUGAAGUAAUUUGACGCCGUUGCAAGACGGUUUGUUUUAGAACAGACUUCCGGCCUCGCUUACUCCCGCGGACUGCGGAUCGUCAGGAUCCCCGAACAACGGAGGUACGUAUUGCACGGACAGACAAACCGCGUAGCCACAGAGACGCGGUUAGAGGUGCAGAAUGCAGUGCUAAGCAUGCGGCUUGUUUCGAAUUGACCGCGGAUGAAUGUCCCUGCUUGUAGCAUUGUUUUCUCUUCAGUAGCGGCAGUAGUGGAGAAGUCUGAGUGAGAUUGAAGAGAUUGAGAUGGUGGCUUCCGGAUGCGAGUGGGGAAUACGAAUAAUGACCAGCGAACAGCCAUCUUCAUGUGCUCUUGCCUUUUCCAAUGGAAUGGAGCCAGAGCCCAGAAAAUGUGUGAAUCGAGAAAGAGCUCAGGCGGGGACUUACCUGUAGGUCUCCGUUCUUUCCGGCCUGAAUGAGCAGUCUGUGGUCCAGGAACAUGCUCAAUUGGCAAGAGACAGACACGGCAGCUACGGAUUAGUGCUUUCGACAUCCACAACACCAUUAUCAAAUAGGAUAUGAGCCGCUGUCAACUGGCUGAUCAGGGGAAAGCGGUCUCCACUAGUGCCCGUAAAACUUGGCCAGUCUCUAGUAUGUUUUUCAAGGUCUAGGGCCUUUAGAAGCUUCCAUCCAUUCAACCAUGAGUCUCUAGUUCAACUUUUGAGGGAUGCCGCUGUGUCAUGUGUAAACUCCUUUCUAGAAAUAGCUUACACACCUCACGCCUCGCUAAGAUUGACGACUAGGUAGCCUCAAUGUCUCAGCUGCGCGGGUAUCAAUUGAGAUCCUAUUGGACAAUUCCUCAGGUUGAAUCACAGCUCUAAGAGCCGAUGACCACUCUCAGCCUCUGACUUGGCCUCCUUGGAAGAUCCGUGAUAUGCCGGAACUUUAGAAAGAGACAAUAAAGAAAACAGCCAUCCCUGGUCUUGGCGUGAACCUUGUCUCCCCUCAUCCUCUUACAAUGCAACGCUCGGUAUGCGAAAGAUGCCUGCGAGAUCUCGCGAGGAUUCUACGCGCUAUGGAUACAGCACCUUCAGAACCCUGCAUCAGCCCAUUAUCCAUAGCUUAGUGCCAGUGCUAGAAGCGUCAUGGCACAAACAACAUCCCGUUCCAGAAGCGGAAUGGAACGAUUGAGAGAAUUACUGAAAAGACCUCAAUUACUCAUACAGACAUGACAACAACCAGGAACAAACCAACCAGUUCAUGAUUCAGUCAAGUGCAGCUACUAAUGUAUUUAGUAUUAAGUGGCUUGUCUUGGUGAUCUGGAGCAUGUGCUGUCUGGCCAUUUCAUCUCUCUUAGAGUCGGGGCUCGCCGCAUUAGUGCAGUACAUCUUCCUCGUCGAUACAUCUCAAGAGAGUUUGUGUCUAUUCCCAAUAAGCUUUGACAGUUGUAUGGAAUUCUUCAAUCCUGGAAGUUCCAAGUACCGUAGUGGAGUCAAAGUUCAUAUUCGUUGCUUGAGCCAUGAUACGACAGGAUACGAUGCACGGAGUGCCGGAUAAUACUCAAGACACAGGACGUUAUUUUCCGCAACGAGAUGCUCAUAUCCAAGAGCCUGGGAUGGUGUUCAUACGAUCUAUGCGGUAGAGGUGCCGUUGUCAUACGAUAUUUCAGCUGGACCCUGAAUUUUAUAGCUUCCUUCGGGUGGACAAGUUCCGAAGAAUUACUCAUGUGCCGUUGGACGGAAUAUAUUCCGGUUGACGUAAUUUGAUACGGAUUUACGAAAGAACACGCACGAUUUGUGGAAAAAAAAAAAAACGAAGUAAACGC
Messenger RNA from Fusarium odoratissimum NRRL 54006, 4730 nucleotides. RefSeq lists its product as uncharacterized. Bases 1414 to 1755 code for a protein of 113 amino acids. The transcript is spliced from 2 exons. The record is from RefSeq and is a predicted model, not a curated record. Lineage: Eukaryota; Fungi; Ascomycota; Sordariomycetes; Hypocreales; Nectriaceae.